This is a messenger RNA of Chaetomium strumarium, 1039 nucleotides long. RefSeq lists its product as uncharacterized. The coding region runs from base 228 to 956 and encodes 242 amino acids. The transcript has 2 exons. Lineage: Eukaryota; Fungi; Ascomycota; Sordariomycetes; Sordariales; Chaetomiaceae. The record is from RefSeq and is a predicted model, not a curated record.
CGUGGCUUGAGAUACCUAUGAAAAGAAUGGAUCUAUCAACCUUCUCCUCUCUUCCCUGGUUGAUGAACAACUUGUUGGAGCCGUCCCCCAGUAUCGUGUUACCGUCUUGCUGGGAAGCCGACUUGGCCUCGCAUUGUCAUCAUUAGUUCCAACAACUUUGUUUUUCUUUCCCAUUGGAGCUCAUUACUAGGCUUCCUUUCCCGGGGCCCAUCCAUUGAGUCGCAGGGAUGCCGAGACCCAUGGAGAUUGAUAUCGUGCCCGAGCACGCGAGCAUCAGGACGGCUCGCUCCCGGAUGUCGAUCACCGCGACCAUCCGCCGGAAGACGUCUCGUCUCUUUGGGAACGAUGUCACGGACGCGGCAGACAAUAGGUCCCAGUCCAUCCGGGGCCCUCCGUUGAGGACCAAACGCAGCUGGUUCAACUCAGUCGGUGUUCGCUUUGCCCGACAGGACGGUUUCGCCCUCGACGUGCAGGAGAGCUCUCAAGAUGCUCAGGUCGCGUUGCGGGAGAAGGCUCGCACGACCGACACCUCCUCGCCUUCGUCAGAUGACUCUCACGCUCGGUCGUCCACAGGACGUCGGCUUUUCAGCGGGCUGCAAACCCUCCCCGCCAAGUUCCGCCGAGGAGGCGCAGCCUUGUUGGGCCGGUCGUCGUCAUCAAGUCUCAGUGACGAGGGCAGGGAGAACAUGCCGAUGCUGACCGUCUCCCCUGCACGGCUCCCAGACACGGGAAGUUUGAGUUCCUUCCGAAUUGGGGUUCAGAAAGCUGUUCGGGAAAUUGUCGAUGACAACUUCCGUUUCUCCGAUGACGAUGGCAUGCGCAGUGAGUUGGUAAAACUUGUCGAUGGGACAGCCAGGCUGACGUAUCCUCAGGCGUAUCCCCGACGAGGCCGCCUCCUCGAGUGCCUCUCCGGACCCUCUGGACGAUCAUGUCUGCUGAUUCAUCCGAGUCAGUAGCUCCCUUUGGCGUUGCCCUCGCAUUCAAACAUCCCAAGAACUAACAAGGCUCGCUCUCGCAGAGGCCAAGGUGGCUCGGGCGU